Messenger RNA from Saccharomycopsis crataegensis, 966 nucleotides. It is a transcript of the gene RFC4, whose product is annotated as replication factor C subunit 4. The record is from RefSeq and is a predicted model, not a curated record. The coding region runs from base 1 to 966 and encodes 321 amino acids. Gene Ontology annotation, biological process: DNA-templated DNA replication; DNA repair. The transcript has a single exon. Gene Ontology annotation, molecular function: ATP hydrolysis activity; ATP binding; DNA clamp loader activity. NCBI's taxonomy places the organism in Eukaryota, Fungi, Ascomycota, Saccharomycetes, Ascoideales, Saccharomycopsidaceae. Gene Ontology annotation, cellular component: Ctf18 RFC-like complex; nucleus; Rad17 RFC-like complex.
AUGCCCCCAUUAAUUUUGGAACUUCCUUGGGUUGAGAAAUACCGUCCUAAAGUGUUGAAAGACGUGGUGGGUAAUCCCGAUACCAUCUCCCGUCUUAAAGUCAUUGCCAAAGAUGGGAAUAUGCCCCAUGUGAUCAUUCUGGGUCUUCCAGGGAUUGGGAAAACCACCUCCAUUCACUGUCUUGCCCACGAGCUUCUUGGGACCAGUUAUUCCGAAGCAGUAUUGGAGCUUAAUGCCAGUGACGAUCGAGGGAUCGAUGUGGUGCGUAAUAAGAUCAAACAAUUUGCCCAAAAGAAAGUACAAUUGCCACCAGGACGCCACAAGAUUAUUAUUCUCGAUGAAGCUGACUCCAUGACCCCGGGGGCCCAGCAAGCGUUGAGACGGACCAUGGAAAUAUAUUCCAACACCACCAGAUUUGCGUUCGCGUGUAACCAGAGCAGUAAGAUCAUCGAACCGAUCCAGUCUCGGUGUGCGAUAUUGCGGUACCUGAGGCUUGCCGAUGCCGAGAUAUUACAUCGAUUAUUGGAAGUCACGGCGAUGGAGAAAGUCGAAUACUCGAACGAUGGAUUACAAGCGUUGAUAUUCACCGCCGAAGGGGACAUGCGACAGGCGAUCAAUAAUUUGCAAAGUACGGUAUCGGGGUUUGGAUUCGUGAACGAGCAGAAUGUUUUCAAAGUGGUUGAUCAGCCACAUCCAUUGGUUAUUAGAUCAAUGCUUGUGGCGGCCAACAAUGGAUCAAUUGAAGAAAGUAUCGCCCAGUUAGAUAAAUUGUGGAAGAAAGGGUACUCGCCAAUUGAUAUUGUCACCACUAGUUUUAGAGUCAUCAAAGGGUUAGUGGAAAUUAAUGAAGAGAAAAGAUUGGAGAUGAUGAAAGAAAUCGGGAUCACUCACAUGAGAGUUUUAGAAGGGGUUUCUUCGUACUUGCAAAUCGCUGGGUUGUUGGCAAGAAUCAGUGAUUUGAGUUGA